Prunus armeniaca (apricot) is the source of this 1341-nucleotide messenger RNA. Lineage: Eukaryota; Viridiplantae; Streptophyta; Magnoliopsida; Rosales; Rosaceae. The record is from the annotation of a GenBank genome assembly.
AUGAGGAAGCUUUGUCCUAAUUUGGACCGUGAAGAUGGGCUUGAAACCGUCCUCGAGGUCCCAAUCCCGGAAGAGAUGUUUGAUACCGACAAUAACAAGAACAACAACACCAUCUCAUGGCACAACAUGAAGUCGUGGAUGAAAUCCUCCAACACCGACCGAUCACAGAUCAACACCGUCUUUGGGAGCAAAAACGCCGAGGUCCAGCUCUUGCUUGGUGUUAUUGGAGCUCCUCUCAUUCCCCUUCCCAUUCCUAAGGACCACCAACCCAUCAACCGCACCAUCAAAGACCAACCUAUCGAGGCUUCAAUGGCUAAAUACAUAGUGAAGCAGUACAUAGCAGCGGUGGGGGGAGAGAAGGCCUUGAACUCAGUAGAGAGCAUGUAUGCAAUGGGGAAGGUGAAGAUGGCGGCGUCAGAGUUUUCCACCGGAGAGAGGAGCUUGAACAGUAACAAUAACAAGGUGAAGGUGAAGAGCUUGUUGAGAUCAACUGGAGGUGGGGGCGAGAUGGGUGGGUUUGUGCUGUGGCAGAAAAGACCUGAGCUUUGGUGCUUAGAAUUGGUGGUGUCUGGUUGCAAAAUCAGUGCAGGAAGCGACGGGAAAGUGGCUUGGCGCCAAACUCCGUGGCACCACUCUCAUGCCUCUCGAGGCCCUCCUCGUCCUCUCAGGCGUCUCCUUCAGGGUCUUGAUCCAAGGUCAACAGCCAACUUAUUCAGCAACGCAGUUUGCAUCGGCGAGAAAGCAAUCAACGACGAAGACUGCUUCAUCCUCAAGCUGGAAGCCGAUCCCUCAAACCUAAGAGCACGAAGCAGCAACAACGUGGAAAUAAUAAGGCACUCAGUGUGUGGCUACUUCAGCCAAAGAACAGGCCUCCUCGUCCAGCUAGAAGAUUCUCACCUCCUCAAAAUCAAACCCCCCUCAGGAACCGACAGCGGCAUUUUCUGGGAGACCACCAUGGAGUCUUACGUCCGAGACUACAGAACCGUGGACGGCAUCAACAUCGCGCACGGGGGCAGGACGUCUGUCUCCUUGUUCAGGUUCGGCGAGAACUCAGAAACGCAUUCCAGGACGAGAAUGGAGGAGGUUUGGGAGAUUGAGGAGGUUGAUUUUAACAUCAAGGGCUUGUCCAUGGACUGCUUCUUGCCUCCUGGUGACCUAAAGAAGGAGGAAGAAGAAGCAAAAUGUGGCGCCAAUGCCAUGGUGAUCAGUGCUCAUUCAAAAAUGCCGUUUAAAAUUCGAUCUGCUUCUUGGAGAAUCAGUGCUUCUAAAGUUGUUGCAUUAGAUGAUGAUGUUGAAUAUGAUCCGGACAAUAGUGAAAGCAGCAGCGACCAAGAAUUGUAA